GAUUUUGCGCGCGCGUCAGUCCGGCGGCCAUUUACGCUCCCCGUCUCAGUCUCGUGGUCGCGUCUACUCUUCGCUCUCUCACCUGGGCCCUCUUUCUGCACUCCAUACCCCGCACAUCAUUGAUCGAAGUUGCCCCCGAGAGCAGUAGCGUAGCCGGAGCAUCGUCCGAAAGCAGGAGCGAAGUCGUGCUCGUUUGUUGUUUUUUUAUCUCUCUCCGGACAGUGAGAGAGAGAUAGAGAAAGCGAGUCGUAGUUGUGUGCGGAGUAGCGUAAGUAGGCAUUCAUAGACAAACGAAAAAAAAAAAACAGCCCCGACGCGAUAAAGAGCAGACGGUGCGUGCGGUUUAGCUAUUAUAAAAUCUCUAUAACGUGGGGAAAUGGCGGACAGGUCGAACAACGGCAUGAACAUGCAGGAGGACAGGAGAUCCGCUGCCGAGAAGGAGGAGGACAAGAUCCAGUCGGAGAAGGCCAACGAGUAUGUCCGGGAACUCAUGCAGGAGAAGCAUGAACUCGAUACCCAGAAGGCUCCCAACGCCGCUCGACUUCUCGAUCAAGAGAUUCACAAGACCCAGUCGAGCGGUAAGCCGAACAAGGACCAGAAGUACGUCGACAUUUAUCGCGAGAAGCCGAUUAGGGUGUCCGUUAAGGUGCUAGUGCCUGUCCGAGAACAUCCCAAGUUCAACUUCGUCGGCAAGCUGCUGGGCCCCAAAGGCAAUUCCAUGAAGCGGCUGCAAGAGGAAACAAUGUGCAAGAUGGCUGUUCUUGGUAGAGGAUCUAUGAAGGAUAGGCAAAAGGAAGAGGAUCUGCGCAAGAGUCUCGACCCCAAGUACGCGCACUUGUCGGACGACCUGCAUGUCGAGAUCACGGCUCUUGCUCCGCCAGCCGAGGCCCACGCUCGUAUCGCCUUUGCUUUAGCCGAGGUUCGCAAGUAUCUCAUUCCCGAUAACAACGACAAUAUCCGCCAGGAGCAGAUGCGCGAGAUGGAACUGACCGUCGACGAGCCCAUUGAAGAGAGACGACCCAGUGCUCGUGGAGGUAUCCUCAGGCCUGUCUCCAGACCCGGACCACCCGGACCACCGAUGCGCGGACCUACUGCUAGACCAGCGAUUCUUCCUCCGCCGCCACCGUCCCGAGGACCAGCCGCUCGGCCUAUUCCAGCUAAGACCAAGGUCUUCUCGAUCUUGGAUCGUGCUCGCGUUGCUAUGGAUCAAAGCUAUGGGUACGACUCGGCCCCAGCACCACCAGCCAGUCGUUCGUCUCACCAUGACUACGAUUAUCACGGCUCCUCAAGCAGCAGCCGAUAUGGCUCUGGUGAUCGUCAUUACUCGUCAUCUAACACCGACGACAUGUACCCACCACCGCCGUCCUCGAGGUAUGCAGGUGGAGGCGGUAGCUCCUAUGACUAUGAGGAUGACGCCGGUCCUCCUCACAGCUCCUCCCACGACUACUACGAUGCUCCGGAUUAUCCAGUUCAACGAUCGAUGAAAUUCGCUGAGGACUCAUCUAGCCGCGCAUGGAAAUCAUACAAGACAACAACAACCGGAACUGGGGGCUCGGGUGCAAGCUCGCGCUAUCGAGCUGCCCCUUACUCACGCCCCUCUAAGUAAACUUCACUGCGGCUAAUGCGGGCCCUAACUAAUUUGACAUACACAUUCAGGGGCAAAAGCGCGUCGUAAUUUUCAUUGUCAUUACUGAAAUAGUAGUGACGGCCUGAUACUUUAUUUUCCUAGAGCAGUGUAUCUUUUUUAAAAACUGAUGUAAUGUUUAAUAUUCUCUUCGAUUGAAUUGACUGAAGUGAAUGUAUAGUUUUACAUUUAAAUAAAUGUAGUUUAAUGAUCAAAAAGCUGUAUUCGAUUAUAGGAGCAAAUCAACUUUAAUUUUGAAAAGCAUGCAAUAAAAAACCAUAAUGAUUCUGCUUCCUUAACCAAGCAAUUACAAAAUGACAAUGAGUUUAAAAUUUACAAAAAAAUAAUUCGUAUUUAAUAAUACUUUGACGUAAAACUUCUUGAUUUCCAAUGUAACUAGCGCUAUCAACUAAUUAAAAAACACACGAUAAUAAAAAAUAGAUGAUUUUCAUGUUUCGAUGAAGAUUUAUUGCCAUCUAUAAAUAAUAAAAGUAUCAAAUCACAGUUAAAAAAGCAACUGGUGCAUAAUUAAUCAUUCCUUCGACAUUCGCUAUUAAAUAUUUAAUGUGAAAUUAAUUAAAGCGAAUACUUUAAUAUGAAUUUUAGUACAAAAUAUCAAUAAAAUCUAAAUCCUCAUCGUUGCACGAUAUCCCGUUAAAACCUUGUAAUCCCUCCCUACGCGGCAGCGACAAGGAUAAGAGAGAGAGAGAGAGAGAGAGAGAGAGAGAGAGAGAGAGAGAGAGAGAGAGAGAGAGAGAGAGAGAGAGAGAGAGAGAGAGAGAGAGAGAGAGAGAGAGAGAGAGAGAGAGAGAGAGAGAGAGAGAGAGAGAGAGAGAGAGAGUAAUCUAACACUGGGGAGCCUAGAUAAGAUCAAGAGGAUCGCAUGCCUGCCGCGAAGAAACUAAUCAAAGUGCUGCAUACAAUAUAAACAUUUUAACGAGUUUGAAAUGUUGCUUUAUAUGGCUUUAAAUACUAAUGAAAAUGGCAAUAUUUUCAUGGUGCAAAAUUAAAUAAAAAUAAUGAACGUUUAUACUCUAUUUGUUAUCGUUCAUGUACGCCAACAGCUUGCCUGGUCAUAGGAAAAAAUGAAUAACGAAGAGAAUACAAACUAAUUAUAAUUAUAAUGUCAUUUCUGUAAUACAACGAUUAAACAAUUGUGUAUAAUUAAUUUUUUAUAGUACAUAACAUACAAUAUAGCUUUGACAGCGUUAAUAAAUAAUUUUGUAGUAGUGUACUGUAUCCUUUUACCAGCGAAAAUACAUUAAACAUGUUUAGUAAUUUUAUUAAGUCAUGUAAACGGUUCUCAAUAUUAGCAGUGACGCGAUAAUAAAAUAAGUAGUAAUUAAAAAUAGAUCAAUGUAUCCCACUCAACAGUUUAAAUGUCAUGUACGUAAGCAUCUAAACACACAAAGCUUUCUUUAAGAGGAAGCAAAACUAAGCGUCAAAUAUGUUUUUCCCAAUGCAAUACAAGAUCGCAUAAAAUAAUACUUUAGGGCGCAGUUAAAAGCCUAUAACAAAAUUUAUACAGUAGUCACUCAUUUUUUACCUCUUAUUUUAUGUAAUAACAGACAAAAUAAAGUAAACAAAAUAAA
Molecule: messenger RNA, 3216 nt
Organism: Nasonia vitripennis (jewel wasp)
Lineage: Eukaryota; Metazoa; Arthropoda; Insecta; Hymenoptera; Pteromalidae
Product: KH domain-containing, RNA-binding, signal transduction-associated protein 2
Exons: 8
Coding region: 377-1606 (409 amino acids)
Biological process (GO): regulation of alternative mRNA splicing, via spliceosome
Cellular component (GO): nucleus
Molecular function (GO): mRNA binding
Source: RefSeq, a predicted model, not a curated record